AUGGAGGAAGAGAUCAUCGGAAUUGAUGCCACACAAACGCGCCAACUACUUCAACAGCUGGACCAAGAACAAGGAGAACUCAAGUCUCAACUUUCCAUCGUCCGAAUCAGCGAACCGAUUUUCUCUCCAGACGCAGACUCCUCGGACCCCUCACCGUCGAAGCGCAAUUCAGACGUGUCUGCUCUUGAAAAUCCAACGCCAGCAUCGCUCGAAGCAGACUUGACACACUACAAGGAACUAUUUUCGAAACUGCGCUUUUCUUACGUUGAACAAGUAACUAAGGAGAAAUUCUUACGUGCUAUCGUUGGCGAUCCGCCACUCGUUGUCGGCCACAAUGAGAACGUGGAGUUGGAGACGCAGCUUGCCGAGAUAAAGGCCGAACUCAAGGCGCGUAAAGAGGAGGUACGGCUGAUGAUAGAGGAGAUGGAGAAGACCGGCAGAGACCUUGCGGCGCGAUAUAAGAACAUUCAGCUGCAGACGACACAACUCGCAACCCUUCCCGAAUCCAUCGAGAACCUCGAGUCUACUAUUGGCGCAUUACGGGCGACACAGAUCGCCAAUUCGGACAAAUCAUCAUCGCAAAAUCUGCCUCUCCCAGCGACCCUGUCCCUCCUAGCUGAACGCGAGGCCGAACUCGCGGCGCUUAACCGGCAAAUCGCUGCUGCCCAGAAUACCCUGCCUCGCAAGACGAGAGAGGCCGAGGCCGUGGAGCGGGAAUUAAGUAUACUCGAACGGCGAAAGUCCGAGGCUAUAGUGCAAGCCAGGGAGGCUCAAAGGAAGAAGCAGGAGGGAGAAAGUGACGGACUCGAAGAAGCAGGGAGGUGGUAUAGGAGCGCGGAAGAAGCCCUCCAGAAGCUAGUGGGAGUGGAAGGAUAG
This is a messenger RNA of Aspergillus calidoustus, 876 nucleotides long. Lineage: Eukaryota; Fungi; Ascomycota; Eurotiomycetes; Eurotiales; Aspergillaceae. The record is from the annotation of a GenBank genome assembly.